CCCACAUCUCUCCCAGAAUGCCAGAAAACCAUCCCGGGUUUGGCGGUCGGAUGACAUAAGCGCAACAGGGCCGACGGUCCGGAAAAACUCGCGACAGGAACUUCGCCUUGACAAGCUUCAGUAUCCCAGUCCGCAUUGCCAGCCAUUGACUGUCGAUACCCUCCAAACCGGUCGCUCGGAAUCCGGCUUCGAUCCUUCUUCUUUCACUAAUUCUGUUUGAUUGCCGCUCCGGAGGCCCAGGGUCUUCUUAUCACACACAAAAUGGCUUCUCAGGGUGUCAACGUUCUGCGCUACUCGGCUCUUAUUACCGGUCUCGUCUACGGUUUUUACCACCAGUCCUCCCUCACCUCCGCCGCCAAGCACGCAGAGGCCGAGCGUGAAUAUGCCCGCCAGGAGCGCCUGAUCGAGCAGGCCAAGGCUGAAUGGAAGAAGAAGACGGCGCCCAAGGACUCUAAGACGAACAACGGAGUGAUCACGGACCCCGAGGACAGCCGGUUUGACCUUGAGGCUUUCCUGAAGCUGAAGGCUGGCGAGAACUAAACAUGUUUGGAAGUAUACAGCGAGAAGAUGAUUUGCUUUUAUCUCCCAAUCGAUCAUAACCUGACAAGGUAUCGAGGCGAGAUUUCGGGAUGAUCCCGGUUAUGUAUUAUUGUUUGUUGGUCUAAUUUCCCAGAGUCGUGUCAUUGCGAGCGAAAGGAAUGAUUUUCUUUUUUCCACUAUAGACAUCAUCCCCGCAUCUGUACAUACCCUGGGCUGUCGUGCAUGUGUACACUACAGUUGGGCCAGAAGAGCAAGAGAUUCAGUUGUAUGCUUCGGUUUCAUUGCUGAUCCUUCCGUACUGUGUGUGUACCCCUGCAUAGCUUCAUGCCCUUGCGCGUGGUGCCGCUCUGGGGCCGUUCA
Aspergillus homomorphus CBS 101889 is the source of this 900-nucleotide messenger RNA. RefSeq names its product ATP synthase subunit e. Gene Ontology annotation, molecular function: proton transmembrane transporter activity. The coding region runs from base 262 to 540 and encodes 92 amino acids. The transcript has 3 exons. Gene Ontology annotation, biological process: proton motive force-driven ATP synthesis. The record is from RefSeq and is a predicted model, not a curated record. Lineage: Eukaryota; Fungi; Ascomycota; Eurotiomycetes; Eurotiales; Aspergillaceae.